AUGGCAAGUUUCUGCUUAAACCCAGAUCUUCAUUGCAAUACUGCCAGGGCAGUUGAAAUAAUCGAUGUUACUGAAGUUCCUCCCUCGUCAUCAUCAACAGCAACUACUAUCGAUCUACCUCUGCCACCAAGUUCUCAAAUCCAUUCUUCAUCAACAUCCCUUCUUGAUUCUCGUCUUCACAGUGACUUAUCUGCUCAACAUCAUCAUCCUACUCCCAUUGAUCCUACUUUGGUACUUUUACCACCACCAAUCUUUUCCUCAGUUUCACAGCUUCCAAUAGAACAUUAUCGUCGUCUUGAUCAAGCUAGUUCGAUUUAUUUGGCGCCACCGCCACCAAGUGUAUGGUUGGGAUAUGUUUUAAUCCAACGUGAUACGAUUCUAGAAUCUUUUAGUAAUGAUGGCCAUUUUUCUAUGGAUCCUGUUUUCGCAUUGCUCUGA
Rotaria sp. Silwood2 is the source of this 438-nucleotide messenger RNA. Lineage: Eukaryota; Metazoa; Rotifera; Eurotatoria; Philodinida; Philodinidae. The record is from the annotation of a GenBank genome assembly.